Messenger RNA from Salvia hispanica, 1318 nucleotides. The record is from RefSeq and is a predicted model, not a curated record. NCBI's taxonomy places the organism in Eukaryota, Viridiplantae, Streptophyta, Magnoliopsida, Lamiales, Lamiaceae.
GACCGCCUUCUUCUUCUUCGUCUUCUUAAAGACUAUAGCAUUAUCUGCUUUCUUUAUUCCGUAUUCAGCGAUGAUUGUAGCAGCAAUGCCAAUUUCAGCUUCUUCACUCCCAAUUCUUUCUUUUACCACUCACUCACCACUUCAAAAGCUCAACCGCCAUUGCUAUUUCACGCUUCAUUUCACCAACAAAACUUAUCCGUCUUCUAACUAUAAAUCGCUCUCUCUACGAAAUGCCUCUUCUUCUGAUUCUUCAUCAACUUCUACUUCUACUUCUGUUGAGAAGAUUAAUAGUGAGCCCAUGAUUCCACCAUAUAACGUUUUGAUCACUGGUUCCACUAAAGGAAUCGGGUAUGCACUAGCAAAGGAGUUUCUGAAAUCUGGAGACAAUGUCAUCAUAUGCUCACGAUCUGAGGAACGAGUGAAAUCUGCUAUAGAAAGCUUGAAGGUAGAGUCAGGGAAGCAGCAUGUGUGGGGCACCAAGUGUGAUGUUCGAGAUGGGAAUGAUGUCAAGAACUUAGUUGCUUUUUCCAAAGAGCAACUCAAAUACAUUGACAUAUGGAUAAAUAAUGCAGGAUCAAAUGCUUACAGUUACAAACCAUUGAUGGAGGCAUCUGAUCAAGAUCUAAUUGAAGUUGUCUCUACCAAUACCUUGGGCUUAAUGAUAUGUUGUCGAGAGGCAAUGAAUAUGAUGCAAAAACAACCUCGAGGUGGUCAUAUCUUUAACAUUGAUGGAGCUGGUUCUGAUGGUAGACCAACCCCGAGAUUUGCUGCUUAUGGGGCUACUAAACGCAGCGUGGUACAUCUUACCAAAUCACUACAGGCAGAAUUGAAAAUGCAAGAUGUCAAAAAUGUUCUUGUGCAUAAUCUCUCUCCAGGAAUGGUCACAACAGAUCUUCUCAUGUCAGGUGCUAAUACAAAGCAGGCCAAGUUUUUCAUCAAUGUUUUGGCUGAACCAGCUGAAAAGCAGGUUGCUGAGUACCUAGUUCCCAACAUCAGAUCCAUUCCUACAAAUGGAUCUGGAAGACCGACUUACAUUCGUUUCCUCACUGGAUUAAAAGCCUAUUCCCAGAUAUUCUCAAGACUCGCAUUUGGUGCUCGAAGAAAUCGGUAUUUUCUUGAAGAUUAGCACACGCACAAAGAGAAUGCUUGCUUGUGUCUGUCUCCGUGUGCAUCUAUUUCCCCUCUCCUUCCAACUAGAUUCAGAUGAUUCCUGUUGUUACAUUACAACCCCUAUUCAGUUGUUGUUUUCUUUAUUUUACCAAUAGAAUCGUAGAGGAAUAUUGAAGCUUGGAGAAGUGAAAUUCAAUUCUUUGAACAA